Messenger RNA from Struthio camelus australis, 1648 nucleotides. The record is from RefSeq and is a predicted model, not a curated record. Lineage: Eukaryota; Metazoa; Chordata; Aves; Struthioniformes; Struthionidae.
CGCAAAUUGAAGUGAUACCAUGCAAAAUUUGUGGAGAUAAGUCCUCUGGAAUACACUAUGGAGUCAUCACAUGUGAAGGCUGCAAGGGAUUCUUUCGGCGGAGCCAGCAGAACAAUGCAUCUUACUCCUGCCCAAGGCAGAGAAACUGUUUAAUUGACAGAACCAACAGAAAUCGUUGCCAACACUGCCGGCUGCAGAAGUGUCUUGCCCUGGGAAUGUCUCGAGAUGCUGUGAAGUUUGGAAGAAUGUCCAAAAAGCAGAGGGAUAGCCUGUACGCUGAAGUGCAGAAGCACCAACAGCGACUGCAGGAGCAGCGGCAGCAGCAGAGUGGAGAGGCUGAAGCCCUUGCUAGGGUUUACAGCAACAGCAUCAGCAAUGGCUUGAGCAACUUGAACAACGAAACUGGCGGCACUUACUCCAACGGGCACGUCAUUGACCUGCCGAAGUCUGAAGGUUACUAUAAUGUGGAUUCUGCCCAGCCUUCCCCAGAUCAGUCUGGGUUAGACAUGACUGGAAUCAAACAGAUAAAGCAGGAACCUAUCUAUGACCUCACUUCUGUACCAAACUUGUUUACCUAUAGCUCUUUCAACAAUGGGCAACUAGCCCCGGGGAUAUCUAUGACUGAAAUAGACCGAAUUGCACAGAAUAUCAUUAAAUCUCAUUUGGAGACAUGUCAAUAUACAAUGGAGGAACUACACCAGCUAGCAUGGCAGACCCACACGUAUGAAGAAAUUAAGGUUUACCAGAGCAAGACAAGAGAAGCUCUGUGGCAGCAAUGUGCCAUUCAGAUCACUCACGCCAUUCAGUACGUGGUGGAGUUUGCAAAGCGAAUAACUGGCUUCAUGGAGCUCUGCCAGAACGACCAAAUCCUACUCCUUAAGUCAGGCUGCUUGGAAGUGGUUUUGGUGAGAAUGUGCCGUGCCUUCAACCCACUCAACAAUACUGUUCUGUUUGAAGGAAAGUAUGGAGGGAUGCAAAUGUUUAAAGCCUUGGGUUCUGAUGAUCUGGUGAAUGAAGCAUUUGACUUUGCAAAGAAUUUAUGUUCCUUACAGCUGACUGAAGAGGAGAUUGCCUUGUUUUCAUCUGCUGUUCUGAUAUCACCAGAUCGAGCCUGGUUAAUAGAGCCAAGGAAGGUCCAGAAGCUUCAGGAAAAGAUUUAUUUUGCACUUCAACACGUGAUCCAGAAGAACCACCUCGACGAUGAGACUUUGACGAAGUUAAUAGCCAAGAUACCAACCAUUACUGCACUUUGCAACUUGCAUGGAGAGAAACUACAGGUAUUUAAACAAUCUCAUCCAGAUAUAGUGAACACACUGUUUCCUCCAUUAUAUAAGGAGCUUUUCAAUCCAGACUCUACCACUGGCUGCAAGUGAAGGGGAAGAUAGAAUUGUCACAUAGUCAUGGAAUGCAUCACUGUUAAGACAAAAGAAAUGUUUUCAUGAAGAACUUAUUAAAAAUGUCACUACUGCAACACUAGGAAUGUCCUGCACUUAAUAGAAUUAUUUUUCACCGCUACAGUUUGAAGAAUGUAAAUAUGCACCUCUAAUUGGGGUUCUUUUUUUUUCUUUUGUUUACUUUUUUUUGAACUGACCAUGAAUAUACAAAUAUAGGACACUGGGUGUUACUUUCUUUUUUUAAUUUUAUUUUA